UUCGUAAAAACUUUCUGCGUGAAAAGGAGAUAGGUAUUAUUCCUUCGGGUGGAUAUCGGCGUGUCAACAAUCAAUCCCGCAAAGCGUUGAAAUUAUUGUCGAUAGAGCGCGAGCUCGAUCAUACUAUAACGCAUGUGGGUAGAUCUCGCGAACACUGCAUAGCGGAAGGGCUGCUCGUCGAUAGAUAUUACGAGGCAACGACCCUGCGCAGACACGUGCUGCAAUUUCAGAGGUGUUUUUGGCAUGGAUGUCCCGUGUGUUUUAGGGUGAAUCGUGAUAGCUUGCUCUCGACUACCGUAAAAGGGGAUACGAUUGACUCGCGAUAUGAGCGUACACGCGUAACAACAUCUCGUCUACAGAAGCUAGGUUAUGUCGUAACGGAGAAGUGGGAGUGCGUUUUCGAUCGGGAGCUGCAGGACAAUCAACCGAUAUGCGAAUUCCUUGCGAAUCAUUCGAUAUUAGAAACUGAGCCUCUCGAUCCUCGCGAAGCGUUCUUCGAUGGUCGCACAGGGAAUAUCGUCACCCGGUACAAUGUUACGGAUAUGAAGAAGAUACGUUACGUAGACGUAUGCUCCUUGUACCCGUUUGUGCUAAAGAUGGGCUUUUUUCCGCUCAGUCAUCUGGAUGUGUACGUGGACGAAGAAUGUUCCGCCUUGAUUGGUAUAGCCCCCGAUUUUGACUUUAGCAGAGUGUAGGGGAUCGUGCAGUGAAAUGUACUCGCUCCGCAUAAUCUCUUUCACUCUGUUGCCUUUUUCACUCUCAUUUCGCGUUCAUGGAAAAUGUUCGUCCUAUGCCGUAGUUGCAGCGAGACAUUUUCUCAAUCUUCGUACACGCAUGAUAAUCCGGCCGAUCGAGCAUUCGAAUAUACCUGGAUAUCCUGUGAAUUACGGAAAGCUAUAGAGAAGGGCUAUAGCGUCAGGCCCGUGAGCGAGAUAUGGAAAUAUCAGAUUUCACAAUAUGACCUAAGUACUCGGCAGGGAGGUAUGUUCGCGAGAUAUAUCAACUGCUUCCUGCAACUUAAGCAGGAGACUAGCGGAUGGCCUGCUGAAUGCACCGACGAUAAAGAGGCCAAAGAGCGAUACCUGCGGGAAUAUGAAAAAACAGAGGAUAUUGUUCUCGACAGGAGCAACAUUGCGGUAAAUCAGGGACUGCAAAGCUUUGCCUCAAUUCGUUCUGCGAAUCGUCAGCGAUCCAAUCUGCCAAAUACCGAGGUCGUUAAGACAUACGAACAUUUCAUGUCGCUGCUCACGAAUCUUGGCUAUGAAAUCAUAAAUUUAUUGCCCGUGAACCAUGAGGUUCUCUACGUCUCGUGGCGACUACGACAAGAGACGUUUGUUCCUUUUGCAACUACAAACGUCGUAAUAGCUGCCUACAUGACGGCACAGGCGCGCUUGAAGAUUAUUUAGAAAAAUUAGACCGUCGAGUAUUAUAUUAUGAUACUGAUUCAUGUAUUGGCCAAUAAGUCCGUGCGGUUUUUUAUUUAUAAAUGAUCGAUGAUUAUUUAUAUAGUAGGUAAUAACCAGGACGUGCAAAUUCUUAUGAAGCGAAAAUGAUUAACAUUAGCAGCGCUCUCUGAGAUGGGACAUGUGAGAAAUCGGAACUAAUUUGUGGCCGCCAUAUUGCUACAGUUGCGUUCGCUUUAAUGCUUUAGUGCUUUAAGCCUUCAAUAAGAAAAAAAAAGUGUUACGAAGAAGAGGUGUUACGAGGAAGAAGCACGAGAAGAAGCAGAAGGACUACAAGAAGACUUCAACAAGGGAAGAA
Molecule: messenger RNA, 1761 nt
Organism: Harpegnathos saltator (Jerdon's jumping ant)
Lineage: Eukaryota; Metazoa; Arthropoda; Insecta; Hymenoptera; Formicidae
Exons: 2
Coding region: 780-1406 (208 amino acids)
Source: RefSeq, a predicted model, not a curated record